AUGGAGAACGAAGAUCUUAUUGAUUACGAGGAAGAAGUGUCAGUGCCUACCUCAGGCGCCGCUCAGACAGAUGCUGGUGCAUCAGCCGGUGCUCCCGCCGCCAGUGGUGCUGAUGAAGGCAACAAGAAGGGAAGCUAUGUGGGUAUUCACUCAACCGGCUUCCGUGACUUCUUGUUGAAGCCCGAGCUUUUGCGUGCGAUCAGUGAUCUUGGUUUCGAGCACCCAUCGGAAGUCCAGCAGGAGUGCAUUCCUCAGUCGAUCCUGGGUAUGGAUGUGGUGUGCCAGGCCAAGUCGGGUAUGGGUAAGACGGCUGUGUUUGUACUGGCGUCGCUGCAGCAGCUCGAGCCUGUGGACGGUGAAGUCUCCGUUAUUGUGCUGUGCCACACGCGUGAGCUGGCCUACCAAAUCAGAAAUGAGUAUGCUCGUUUCACGAAAUACAUGCCCGAGGUGCGCACGGCCGUGGUCUAUGGUGGCACACCGAUCAAGGAGGAUCAGGCCAUGCUGGCUGACAAGACCAAGUGCCCCCAUAUUCUGGUGGGUACACCGGGUCGUAUGACUGGUCUGGUGCGUGACAAAUCGCUCAAGGCCAGCGAAGUGAAGCAUUUUGUGAUUGACGAGUGUGACAAGAUCUUGGACAACCUUGAGAUGCGUCGGGACGUGCAAGAGAUUUUCCGUGCCACGCCGCACCACAAGCAAGUUAUGAUGUUCAGUGCGACACUUGCGAAAGAGAUUCGCCCAACGUGUAAAAAGUUCAUGCAGAACCCUCUGGAAAUCUACGUCGAUGACGAGACGAAGCUCACGCUGCAUGGUCUUCGGCAGUAUUAUGUGCGCCUUGAAGAGGCCGCCAAAAACCGUAAGCUGAAUGACCUGCUCGACACGCUCGAGUUUAACCAGGUGAUUAUCUUUGUCAAGUCCAUUUCGCGCGCCAACCAACUGGACCAGCUGCUGCGUGAGUGCAACUUCCCAUCCAUUUGCAUCCACGGUGCCUUGGCUCAAGACGAGCGUAUCAAGCGCUACCAGCAAUUCAAGAACUUCGAAAAGCGUAUUCUGGUGGCCACGGACAUCUUUGGACGUGGUAUCGACGUGGAGCGUGUGAACGUCUCGAUCAGCUAUGACACGCCCUCUGAUGCCGACUCGUACCUGCACCGCGUGGGUCGGGCUGGCCGUUUCGGUACCAAGGGUCUCGCUAUCACAUUUGUGUCCAGCGAUGAGGAUGCCGAAGUGCUCAAGCAGAUUCAAAGCCGCUUCGAGGUUGCUGUGCCCGAGCUGCCCGACUCGAUCGAGGCCAGCACAUACAUGAACGCAUAG
Messenger RNA from Malassezia restricta, 1308 nucleotides. Its product is annotated as ATP-dependent RNA helicase UAP56/SUB2. Gene Ontology annotation, biological process: mRNA splicing, via spliceosome; mRNA export from nucleus. Lineage: Eukaryota; Fungi; Basidiomycota; Malasseziomycetes; Malasseziales; Malasseziaceae. Gene Ontology annotation, molecular function: RNA binding; RNA helicase activity; ATP binding. Bases 1 to 1308 code for a protein of 435 amino acids. The transcript has a single exon. The record is from RefSeq and is a predicted model, not a curated record.